Miscanthus lutarioriparius is the source of this 303-nucleotide messenger RNA. The record is from the annotation of a GenBank genome assembly. Lineage: Eukaryota; Viridiplantae; Streptophyta; Magnoliopsida; Poales; Poaceae.
AUGCAGACGGCGAAGGUGAAGGCGAAGGACAUGGUGAGCGAGGCGAAGGAGAAGGCGAAGGAGGCGGCGGCAAAGAUGCAGGGCAAGACGGGCGAGGCGACGGCGGCCACGCACGGCGAGAAGGAGAUGGCCAAGGAGGCGGCCCGCGUCAAGAAGGACCAGGCCAGCGCCGACAAGCACCAGGAGAAGGUUGAGCACCGCGCGGACGCCGCCACGACUGGCCGCCACGGCGCCGGCGCGGCCGUCGACCCCGCGUACCCGUCCGCCGGCAGCACGUACCCGGCGUCGGGCAAGUACAUCUAG